This is a messenger RNA of Boleophthalmus pectinirostris (great blue-spotted mudskipper), 536 nucleotides long. RefSeq names its product transcription factor 15-like. Bases 1 to 501 code for a protein of 166 amino acids. NCBI's taxonomy places the organism in Eukaryota, Metazoa, Chordata, Actinopteri, Gobiiformes, Gobiidae. The transcript has 2 exons. The record is from RefSeq and is a predicted model, not a curated record. Gene Ontology annotation, biological process: developmental process; regulation of transcription by RNA polymerase II. Gene Ontology annotation, molecular function: DNA-binding transcription factor activity, RNA polymerase II-specific; RNA polymerase II transcription regulatory region sequence-specific DNA binding; protein dimerization activity.
AUGGCUUUCACUUUGCUGAGCCCACUGCCCGCGCAUCUGUUCCCCCGUCCCGUGGACCUGUCUGUUGCAUCGGAGGGCGAUGAGAGCCUGGGCAUUCAGGAGCAGGGCUUGAGUUGGCACGGGGCGCUGGGGGCAGCUCUACCUUUCCGGCAGGAGUCUGGUGGCAUCGUUGUAAGACAGCGGAACACGACCAAUGCCCGGGAGAGACACAGAACUCAUAACGUGAACACCGCGUUUACCGCGCUACGCACGCUCAUCCCCACGGAGCCAACAGACAGGAAACUGUCCAAAAUAGAGACGCUCCGACUGGCGUCCAGCUACAUCUCUCACCUGGCCAACGUGUUAGUGGACGGAGACGGGAGGGAUCAGCCGUGUCUGAGGACCAGCAAACAGGACAGGAACAUAUGUACCUUCUGUCUCAGCAGCCAGCGGAAAGAGGCCAAAGACAGACAGGACUGUGUGAAGCUGCAUGGACACAGGAUGAGACACAGCUGUCGAUAAGAUGAAGGCACACAGCGUUUGUGAAACUUGGAACU